UGGAGGGGGGAGCAGCAUCAUGGUUCAACGUGGGUCAAUUUUUUGUGAAUGAGGAGGGGAGGUUGUGGGGCCGCCGCCGCGGAGCACGGUCCCCGCCGCCGCCCGAGCCCGAGCCCGCGCGCCCGCUCGCGCCCUCCCGCCCGGCCCGCUCCGCGCGCCCGCGUCGCCGUCGCCGCCCGAGCCGCCCGCCCGCGGGCGGUGGCGGCGCAGGCUGAGGAGAUGCGGUUCGCAGCGCCCGAGCGGGGCUAGAGUCGGCCGCCGCCGGUCAUCUUCGGGAAGACGGGCGAAGACCUCUGCCCUGUGUGGAUCACGUGGCUCUGAGACGCUGUCCGUGAGGCUCGGAGUUUGCACGGCUGCGGCCCUCCCCUCCAGGUUUCUGUACUUGUGUGCUGGUGGAGUUUGGAGCUCUCUGGAGCUCUGGUUUACGUGGGGAUUUUGAGCCAUUUUGAAUCGUUAAAGGUGCAGACGCUCGCUGCUAGCAAUGAGCUCCCAAAGCCAUCCAGAUGGACUUUCUGGCCGAGACCAGCCAGUGGAGCUGCUGAAUCCUGCCCGUGUGAACCACAUGCCCAGCACGGUGGACGUGGCCUCAGCACUGCCUUUGCAAGUGGCCCCCUCGGCAGUGCCCAUGGACCUGCGCCUGGAUCACCAGUUUUCACUGCCCGUGGCUGAGCCAGCACUACGGGAGCAGCAGCUCCAGCAGGAGCUCUUGGCGCUGAAGCAGAAGCAGCAGAUCCAGCGGCAGAUCCUCAUUGCUGAGUUCCAGCGGCAGCACGAGCAGCUGUCCCGGCAGCACGAGGCUCAGCUUCAUGAGCACAUAAAGCAGCAGCAGGAGAUGCUGGCCAUGAAGCACCAGCAGGAGCUGCUGGAGCACCAGCGCAAGCUGGAGAGGCACCGGCAGGAGCAGGAGCUGGAGAAGCAGCACCGGGAGCAGAAGCUGCAGCAGCUCAAGAACAAGGAGAAGGGGAAGGAGAGUGCCGUGGCCAGCACAGAGGUAAAGAUGAAGCUGCAGGAGUUUGUCCUCAAUAAGAAGAAGGCGCUGGCCCACCGCAACCUGAACCAGUGCAUGUCCAGCGACCCCCGCUACUGGUAUGGGAAGACGCAGCACAGUUCUCUUGACCAGAGUUCUCCGCCCCAGAGCGGGGUGUCGGCCUCCUACAACCACCCGGUCCUGGGAAUGUAUGACGCCAAAGACGACUUCCCUCUUAGGAAGACAGCUUCUGAACCCAACCUGAAAUUGCGGUCCAGGCUUAAGCAGAAAGUGGCUGAGAGACGGAGCAGCCCUCUCCUGCGCAGAAAAGAUGGGCCUGUGGUCACUGCUCUAAAAAAGCGUCCCCUGGAUGUCACAGACUCUGCAUGCAGCAGUGCCCCAGGAUCUGGGCCCAGCUCACCCAACAGCAGCUCUGGCAACGUCAGCACUGAGAAUGGCAUCGUGCCCACUGUGCCCAGCGUCCCGGCCGAGACCAGCUUGGCACACAGACUGGUGGCCCGGGAAGGCUCAGUCGCCCCGCUCCCCCUCUACACGUCGCCCUCCUUGCCCAACAUCUCCUUGGGACUUCCUGCCACUGGCCCUGCUGCUGGUGCAGCAGGCCAGCAGGACGCCGAGCGACUGGCUCUCCCGGCCCUUCAGCAGCGGAUCCCCCUCUUCCCCGGCACCCACCUCACCCCCUACCUGAGUGCCUCCCCUCUGGAGCGGGACAGUGGGGCGGCUCACAACCCUCUUCUACAGCACAUGGUCCUGCUGGAACAGCCCCCUGCACAGGCGUCCCUCGUCACAGACUGGUAUCUUUCAGGCCUGGGAGCGCUGCCCCUCCACGCACAGCCCCUGGUUGGUGCCGACCGGGUGUCCCCGUCCAUUCACAAGCUGCGGCAGCACCGCCCGUUGGGGCGCACGCAGUCGGCACCACUGCCGCAGAACGCGCAGGCGCUGCAGCACCUGGUGAUCCAGCAGCAGCACCAGCAGUUCCUGGAGAAGCACAAGCAGCAGUUCCAGCAGCAGCAGCUGCACAUGAACAAGAUCAUCCCCAAGCCCAGCGAGCCGGCCCGGCAACCAGAGAGCCACCCUGAGGAGACGGAGGAGGAGCUCCGGGAGCAUCAGGCCCUGCUGGACGAGCCCUAUCUGGACCGGCUCCCAGGGCAGAAGGAGGCACACUCGCUGGCUGCUGUACAGGUGAAGCAGGAGCCCAUCGAGAGCGACGAGGAGGAGGCGGAGCCCACACGGGAGGCGGAGCCAGGCCAGCGUCCCCCCACCGAGCAGGAGCUGCUCUUCAGACAGCAAGCUCUCCUGCUGGAGCAGCAGCGUGUCCACCAGCUGAGAAGCUACCAGGCGUCCCUGGAGGCCGCGGGCAUCCCUGUGUCCUUCAGCAGCCACAGGCCUCUGUCCCGAGCACAGUCCUCCCCCGCCUCGGCCACCUUCCCUGUGUCUGUCCAGGAGCCACCCCCCAAGCCAAGGUUCACCACAGGCCUCGUGUACGACACCCUGAUGCUGAAACACCAGUGUGCCUGUGGGAACACCAACAGCCACCCCGAGCACGCAGGGAGGAUCCAGAGCAUCUGGUCCCGCCUGCAGGAGACGGGCCUCCGCAGCAAGUGUGAGUGCGUUCGUGGACGGAAGGCCACACUGGAGGAGCUGCAGACGGUGCACUCGGAGGCCCACGCCCUGCUGUACGGUACAAACCCGCUCAACAGGCAGAAGCUGGACAGUAAGAAACUUCUAGGCUCCCUGACCUCCGUGUUUGUCAGGCUCCCUUGCGGUGGUGUUGGGGUGGAUAGUGACACUAUAUGGAAUGAGGUGCACUCGUCAGGGGCGGCUCGCCUGGCCGUGGGCUGUGUGGUGGAGCUGGUCUUCAAGGUGGCCACGGGAGAGCUGAAGAAUGGCUUUGCUGUGGUCCGCCCUCCAGGACACCAUGCUGAGGAGAGCACACCCAUGGGCUUCUGCUACUUCAACUCCGUGGCGGUGGCGGCCAGGCUGCUCCAGCAGAGGCUGAGUGUGAGCAAGAUCCUCAUCGUGGACUGGGAUGUGCACCACGGGAAUGGGACCCAGCAGGCCUUCUACAGCGACCCUGGUGUCCUCUACGUGUCCCUGCACCGCUACGACGACGGGAACUUCUUCCCGGGCAGCGGGGCCCCCGACGAGGUGGGCACAGGGCCAGGCGUGGGCUUCAACGUCAACAUGGCUUUCACGGGUGGCCUCGACCCCCCCAUGGGAGACACAGAGUACCUGGCAGCCUUCAGGACUGUGGUCAUGCCGAUCGCAAACGAGUUUGCCCCAGACGUGGUGCUCGUCUCAUCGGGCUUCGACGCCGUGGAGGGCCACCCCACGCCUCUCGGAGGGUACACCCUCUCCGCAAAGUGUUUCGGGUACCUGACGAAGCAGCUGAUGGGCCUGGCUGGUGGACGAGUCGUGCUGGCCCUGGAGGGAGGCCACGACCUGACCGCCAUCUGCGACGCCUCUGAGGCCUGCGUGUCUGCCUUGCUGGGAAACGAGCUCGAGCCUCUACCAGAAAAGGUGUUACAGCAGAGACCCAAUGCCAACGCUGUGCGCUCCAUGGAGAAGGUCAUGGAGAUCCACAGCAAGUACUGGCGCUGCCUCCAGCGCCUGUCCUCCACGGCGGGGCGUUCUCUGAUCGAGGCACAGAAGUGUGACAACGAAGAAGCAGAGACGGUCACCGCCAUGGCCUCGCUAUCCGUGGGUGUAAAGCCCACAGAGAAGAGGCCUGACGAGGAGCCCAUGGAGGAGGAGCCGCCCCUGUAGCCGCCCGCAGAGCUGCUGUGCUCUCCUUGUCUGUCUCUGUCUUGAAGCUCAGCGAGGGACUUGCCCGUGUCGCCGCGUCCUGCAGCGCUCAGCGCAGGGCCACCGGCGUGCAGCAGCACCAAGGCCUCUGAGUCUGGACGCGCGUGCACGGCGGCCUGCAGCGCCACUCGACUCGGGCGGCGAGCAGCGGGCCAGACACCGCACGCCACGAGCACCCGGGCGUGCCAGGAGCCGCGAGGGACGAAGCUGUGGCAGCCUGGGGCAGAGUGGCCGGGUGUAGUUGACACGUGGAAAAGAAAACGGAAAUCAGAGCUCUACCAGACACGACACUUGAUUAAAACUGGUGCUUAAAGUUUGAUUCUCACCCACAAUUCCACAGUCUCCGUGUAAACCACUCGGCCAUCCCGUAGCUUCUUUCUAACAGGAAGUUUCUCCGGCUCCGGCCUGCCCCCGGGCCUUGGCGGUGUGCCGCAGGGGCUUGCAGUGGGUGUGGGGCAGAGCUGGACGGACCUUUAAGGAACAUAACUGGACAGAACAGAACCGUGAGCCUGGGAGUCGGCUUGAGCUUCUCAAAGCCAUCGGAAGAUGCGAGUUUGUGCCUUUCUUUUACUGUUCUGAUGGGUUUUGUGCUGGGUUUUCUGAAGUCUGAGGAACAAUGCCUUAAGAAAAAACAAACAGCAGGAGUUGGUGGGACCGUGUCCUGUGGUGCAGCCUGGCGCUGGCCUGGCGCUGUGAGGGCAGGUGGCAGAUGCCGCCGAGGGCCAUGGCCUGGCGGCCUCGUUUGGCUUUAUUGCUGUUUAAGGAAUCUGGAGGUAGUUCCAAAAAAGCGGCAAACACUGUUGGGGUUUUGAAGUCCAACAAAUUUUCAAUGAAUCCAAAGUGUUCUUUUUCUCAUACGUCAUGUAGCAAUUGAGCAUCUCCAUUCGGUUGUGAAGCAUGUCCUGGGCACACCUGCAGUGUCACGAUUGGAAUGCUUUUACUAAAAGCAGGUAGCAUGAAGUAUUGCUUAAAUUUUAGGUAUAAAUAAAUAUAUAUGUGUAUAAUAUAUAUUCCAAUGUAUUCUAAGCUAAGAAACUUGAUUCUUAUGAGAUCUUGAUAAAAUAUUUAUAAUGCAUUUAUAGAAAAAGUAUAUAUAUAUAGAUAUAUAUAUAAAAUAAAUGCAGAUGGCGACAGUCCCUGGCGAACAGAGGGCUGUGGCUGAGCUCCGCGGUGCUGAGGGGGUGGUCCGGAUGGAGCCUGCCGCCUGGAGCUCCCCCUGGCCGGCUUUCAGGUCCCAGCUCCCUCAUCCCGGCCACGUCCCUGCCAGCGUGUACUUUAAUUUCAAUUAUUUUCUAACAGAGCCCCCCCCCUUUUAAAGCCUCCAUGCACAUAUGUACCUAAUGAGUUUUUAUAGCAAAGAAUAUAAAUUUGCUGUUGAUUUUUAUAUGAAUUUUUCACAAAAAGACCCUGAGUAAGCAUUGUUUUGUGAAUUUUACAUUUUUCCUUACCAUUUAGCAGUUUUCUGAAUGGUAGUAAUGUCUAAGUACUUUUUCUUUCUAAGUUCUUGCUUGUACUUUUUUUGACUUUGGAGGGUCACUGUGUGUUCCGCACCGUGAGCAGUGUCCUGUGGCAGGGGACUGCCUCCGCUGGCUGGCGGGAAGGGCUGAGCGCCUGGUGUUUGGGCUCCCCAGCUCUGCCACACAGAGAAGCCGGGGCUUGUCUGACCCCCAGCACUAGUAGUGUUACCUGGGUGGUGUGCGCUCCCCCUGCCAAGGAUGGCCCAGCCACUGCGUGGGCGAUGCUCUUGUUUAAACUUCUCUGACGCUCCGCCGGGACGGGCUCUGGCUCCAGCUUUCCAAAGACCUUUGAAGCAUGUCAGCCAUGCGUGGCCCGGAGCGGACCCUGCACCCGUGGGUUUCCUGCCGCAGCCACACGGGGCGGGCGCCAGCUGGAGCAGCAGGCCCUGGGUCGGAGCCUGUGGCUGUGGAGCGGAGGCCGGUGCCGCUGAGCCGCAGAGGGCACAGGCUCCUGAAGGGACCCCGCCUUUGUCUGUGCUCUUUUUCUCUGACAGUGACUGACGGUCACUUUUUACUGGUAACUUAUUUUCUAGCACUUGAAGCCACCAAUUUCAUUCCAAAGUGUGUCACAUUUGGACUCCUGGAGGAAGUUCAGACGCUCGGAAGGGCUUCUGAGUGUGGUGAAGUUUACAGGCAGACACGCAGCCAGACUUGGCUGGAGGAGUGCGGAUUCUCGGACUCCUGGUUGCGUGGCUGCUCUUGGUCAGUACUGAGACAGUGCUUGGAGAGCAGGGCAGAGCCGUCUUGGGACUUGUUGUCUCCCUCUUUGCUGGCCACUCUUGCUCUGAAGCCCACGGUGACAGGAAGAGCUGGCAUGUAGGGCCCAGCCAGCCCUUCUCCUUUGUGGUACUGCAUGGUGACAGGGCCCAGCAGCCGGCUCUUCUGACCCCUGGACCCGCUCUGCCACCCUGCAGGGCCCCGACACCUGCCCUCUGCUGCCAGUGCGGCUUCUGGGAGAGAAGCAGAGUCUCCCUGUUCUUCAGACUAUGGGGUAGCUGGGCCAGCUGGUGGCCAGUUCUCACUGGAGGGACUCGCUUCCAGUCUCCUUCUGGUGGGGCGCCCUCAGUCCAGAGCCUGGCCAGGAGGUGCGUCCUCGGCCCGCGUGCCCCCGCGUGCGGAGGGAACACCAGGCAGCCUUUUCUUUGGAGACACACUUGGCCCCUCCCCACAGCCAGCACCCAGGGCAGAUGGCAGAGGGUCUGCCUAGGCCUCUGCAGGCAGACCCACAGCAGGGAGGGCCCCUCGUACAAGUUCCCUGUCUGGUCCUUGAACCUGCAGCCUUUUUCUUCCUCUGCAGAGGCCUUGCAGGGGUCACUGGCUGGGAGCCCGUGAGAGCACUUUACAUCCCUUUAAGGGAAACCCCAAUCAGGGCCACCAAAUGCGUGGGGGCCACCCUGCCCUUGGGGAUUCCAGCUGCGCCAUGACGUGCCCACGCCCCACCAGCAGGUGGCCGUCCCAAGAGGCCACGCCUGCUGGGACCGGUCGACCCCUUCCCAGCAUCCUGGGGCUCUGGUACCUAAGGGCCACUUGUCAAAGUGUUUCAGUUUUCUUUUAAGAUCUGUUUUCAAGAGGAAGGGCCAUUUGCAGUGGCUGGCCGGGGUAAGCGACCUCUGCGGCACAGCCGUGGACACUAGGUUCGCUCUCUGUCAGACACGCCUUCCUUGCUGGUCACGCCAUGUGCGCGCUCCAUUCUUACUUUGUAGACUUUGGGCCACGCGUUUUGUGGGCGUUGAUUCACAUAUAAAUAUAUAGAUAUAAAUAUAUGAGUAUAUUUUUUUAAGUUUCCUACGCCUGGAAGUCGCAUGGACUGAAUGCCUGGCAUGUCCUACGUGGUAGAUCCGCACGCCACACUUGGCAGCUCCGGGGAAGAAGGAAGAUGCCUUUUUGUCCCCUCUCUUGACCUUUGCAGAUAGAAAAGGUAGAAACCCUCUGCAGAGCAGAACGGAACCUUGAAGGAGAGGAGGGGAUUGAGUCUCAUUGAACUUAUUCUCAAGAAAUUGUACUUUUUAUUGUAAGAAAAAUAAAAAGGACUACUUAAACAUUUGUCAUAUUAAGAAAAAAGUUUACCUAGCACUUGUGACAUACCAAUAAUAGUUUAUUGUAUUUAUGUGGAAACAGUGUUUUAGGCAAACUGCAGCUUCCAGAGGGAACCGCCGGUCUCUCUCGAGCUGGUUUGGAGGGAUUUUGUUUUCUGUUGUUUCUUUUCUUUCCUUCCACAGGGCCAGGUGUGCACUGCCCACCACAGCUGGCCUUGUGACCAUUUGUUCUGAUUGAGAACGGGGGUCUGAGGGUCCCUUGCGCACAGUGGCUGGCUUUUGUCUGGGUGGUGUGCGGCGCGGGCGCUGGGGCCGCGGGAGCCCUUUCUGCAGUGCUGCGUGGCGGGCUUGGCCCGGCCCCGCCGUGACUUGACGAAGUCUCCCACUCAAGCAAGCGAGCAACUUUGGCUUGUCAGCGUGAGUGCUCUGUGGUGGAGACGCGCUUCUCAUGUACAGAAUGGCGAUCAAGUGGUGGACACAUGCACGUCUCCACGAAGGGCGCCUCCCGUGUGUGGCAGGGACAGGCGUGCACUGCGUGGGCCGUCAGUCCUGCCACUGACCGUUUCCUCCGUCUGGACCCCCCAGGCGCCACCUCUAGCUCGGGGCAGCUGGAGGUCUUGUUUCGGGUUUCUCAUCCUCGGUUUGUUCUGUGUGGGUGAGUCUCCAUGGCCGCCGUGUCCCCCACGGUCCACUGUCUCCGCCCACGGGAGUGCAGUCUUGUAGUCCUGGCUCUCCUGUCACUCUUGUGGUGUAAAUAAAGACUGCA
Molecule: messenger RNA, 8109 nt
Organism: Sciurus carolinensis (gray squirrel)
Lineage: Eukaryota; Metazoa; Chordata; Mammalia; Rodentia; Sciuridae
Gene: Hdac4
Product: histone deacetylase 4
Exons: 27
Coding region: 482-3751 (1089 amino acids)
Biological process (GO): chromatin organization; negative regulation of transcription by RNA polymerase II
Cellular component (GO): histone deacetylase complex
Molecular function (GO): histone deacetylase activity
Source: RefSeq, a predicted model, not a curated record